UGUGUGAGUGUGUAUGAGUUUUUUUCAUAGAGAAGAGCACACUGUAAAAGUGUCUUUGGAUAAUGGCUCCACCCCACUCCCCUUUUAGACGUGUGGAUGGUAAAUGCAGGAAAGCCAGCCAUUUUGCACUGUCCCUGCUAGAAAGUGGGCUGUCGUGGGAAGACGCUCUCAGUGAAAAAUAAUUAGCUGAAAAAAAUCCCACAAGUAUAGAAAUCCAUUCCCUUGUUCAGUAUACGUAUUAACCUAACUCCAGCCAUUUGAAAAGGGGGUGCACACCAGGGGACAAAAGUGACAUUUCAUACGGGAAAAGCCACUUACAGGCAUUUAUCAAAGACACUGGAUGGAUAGCAUCGACGCUGAAGCUCUUUACCUGACCACCACGCAGCAUGGGCAGCCUCAGUGCGAGCUUCCCCACACUGCUGUGGAGGUAUCCAGCCUGGGGGGAACCAAGAAGAUGAAUGGGACAAUGGACCACCCGGACCAGCCAGACAUCGAUGCCAUAAAGAUGUUUGUAGGUCAGAUCCCGCGGUCCUGGUCAGAGGAGCAGUUGCGGGAGCUGUUUGAACCCUAUGGUGCCGUCUAUGAAAUCAACGUCCUCCGAGACAGGAGUCAAAACCCCCCACAGAGCAAAGGUUGUUGUUUUAUCACAUAUUAUACACGUAAAUCAGCAUUAGAAGCACAAAACGCCCUUCACAACAUGAAAAUUCUUCCAGGGAUGCAUCAUCCCAUUCAGAUGAAGCCAGCAGACAGUGAGAAGAACAACUCGGUAGAAGACAGAAAGCUGUUUAUUGGGAUGAUCUCAAAGAAGUGCAAUGAGAAUGACAUUCGGCUCAUGUUCUCACCAUACGGUCAGAUUGAGGAGUGCCGCAUUCUCCGAGGACCUGACGGACUGAGCCGUGGUUGUGCCUUCGUCACAUUCACAGCCAGACAGAUGGCUCAGUCUGCCAUUAAAUCCAUGCACCAGUCACAGACCAUGGAGGGCUGUUCAUCUCCAAUCGUGGUGAAGUUUGCAGACACACAGAAGGAUAAGGAACAGAAGCGCAUGGCACAGCAGCUGCAACAGCAGAUGCAGCAACUCAAUGCUGUCUCCAUGUGGGGAAACUUAACUGGUCUCAACUCGCUAGGCCCACAGUACCUUGCACUUUAUUUGCAGCUCCUGCAGCAAUCCGCGUCCUCUGGGAAUGCGCUCAACAAUCUCCACCCCAUGUCAGGUCUGAAUGCCAUGCAGAAUCUGGCUGCGUUGGCGGCGGCAGCAAGUGCCACGCAGGCCACUCCAACUGGCAGCAGUGCGCUAACCACCUCCAGCUCGCCGCUCAGCGUGCUCACUAGCUCAGGUACGCCCACCGGACAACAGACUCACUCUGCCUGGGAUGGCUGCAAGGCGGGCUCCUCUCCCACCUCCAGUACUAGCUCAUCUGUGAAUCCCAUGGCUUCUCUGGGUGCCCUGCAGUCUCUUGCUGCAGGUGCUGGAGCUGGCCUCAACAUGAGCUCACUAGCAGGCAUGGCUGCGCUGAAUGGUGGCUUGGGCAGCGGAGGUCUGUCUAACGGCUCUGGCAGCACUAUGGAGGCCUUGACCCAGGCAGCAUACUCGGGGAUCCAGCAGUAUGCAGCAGCUGCGCUGCCCAGCCUCUAUAACCAGAGCCUACUUUCCCAGCAGAGCAUCAGUGCUGCUGGCAGCCAGAAAGAAGGCCCAGAGGGUGCAAAUCUGUUCAUUUAUCACCUGCCACAGGAGUUUGGUGACCAGGAUCUGCUUCAGAUGUUCAUGCCUUUUGGCAAUGUCAUCUCAGCCAAGGUGUUCAUAGACAAACAGACCAACCUCAGCAAGUGUUUUGGCUUUGUGAGUUACGACAAUCCUGUUUCGUCCCAGGCAGCCAUUCAGUCAAUGAACGGUUUUCAGAUCGGAAUGAAGCGACUGAAGGUUCAACUGAAACGAUCCAAAAACGACAGCAAGCCAUACUGAGUGCUUUUACUCUAAAAUGGACUUGGUUUGAAAAUGUGUUUCUGGUAAGUGGAGUGUGAUAUUGGAAAGUUAAAGCCUACCCCACCCUUAACCCUCUCCUACUAUUCCUUCACUCCUCUUGCCUUUCCUACAUAUCUUCUUUCUUAAUAACCAUCAACAAGAAAAGGAAAAGCAACAUGCAAAAUGAUAAAACCGUGAGGUUGUUCAGCUGAGAAAAUGGAUUCUUUUCAAUUGUUAGGUUUCAGGUUUUUUUAAUAUCUUUUUGUUUGUUUGUUAAGCAGUUUUUGGUGCCAUAUUACACGUUUGCUGUGUACAAAUCUUGCAUCAAAGGAUGUUGCACAAUGAAAGGCAGUCGUUGACUGCUCUCAGUUCCACAGUCAUUAUCUCCAUCUUGAUCAUGCCCCUGUAGAGUUUUGUCUUGUGUUUACACUAUAGACUCUAACAGUAUAUUUGGACAGUCAAACUGAUGCCUCCUACUAAGCUGCCUUUUAAAUAGAAUUUGGAGGUCUGCUGCAUAGAUUGCAAAAGAUAAUCGUUCUGUCACCACAAUGAUUUAGAGCAUCUGAAAGGUCGGGCUGCUCUCCAUUAGAUUCUGUUUUCAUAGAUGCCUUUUUUAUUAUUUGUUUAUUUAUUUCACUAAUUUAUUUAUUUAUUUUGAAUACCACUAAUUUUUCAUAAUGGGGUGAUGUUAAAGUACAGUCUGUUUUGUUUUUUUUUUCUUUUGUUUUGUUUUGUUUUUUUGGUUGUGUUUUAUUUUUCCUGGAGGACUCAGCUAACAGUGAUCUAUAUUUCAUUAGAUGUUUUCAUUCAUGUAUUUAUUUUUCACCUACCAAAAAGGAAAAAAACAAGCAGAAUUCAGCAUCAUCUUUUGGAUUGGUAUACUUUUCAAUAAUUUUUCGUAUUUUUUUGGCACAGUCUACUGUUUGUUGUUCAGCACAAGUCGUUGAUUGACUCAGCUAUAGGUGCAAAAGAAUGUCAUGCUUACUCUCAGGAUUGCCUCACUUUUGUCUGAUGAAAUUAACUUAUAAUGAACCCAGUACAGCAUAUAUAGCUGGAGUAUGAAGAGUCUCACUAAUAUAUACCACUUAUGAUGGGCUGGACAGAUCAAUACUAUUUGUAUGCAUUGCAUUACACAGACAUACACCCCUGGUCAGCCCCAUUCAUGUAGCCUCAAGGAUGAUUCAAGCCACUUUAUUUUGCCCAAAGGCAUUUUAAUGAAUUACUGUUCACUGCUGGUAUCACUUGUGCCACGGAGAUGAUAUUCAGACUCAAAGUAUUAUAAAUAACAUUUAGACAGACAUUCAUUCAAGUUGCCUACUGGACAUGUUUAAUCUUAAACUUGAUGGUGGUUGUUUAGAACAAUCUUCCACCUUGGUGCAAGUGGAUGUUGUAUGCUUUCAGCAAUAAUUGCAUCCUGCGUGUGUCUGAAGUUACAAAUGAUAGUGCUUACAAGGAAAAACGGCCUUACGCUGUUCGGUUUCACUUUUUUUGUUUCUUCCACUCCACUAAAUUUUACCAAUUUGUUGUACAAAUAACUGCGCAAUUAGUUGUUGUAUUUCUACCCCCUUUUGUUAUUUUCUUCCUCUCUAAAAGUAGUCUGCUUUGCCUCUCUGUGUGGGUUUACUAAUUCUAACACCGAACCCCUAAAGAUCAUCUAGUUUAGCAUGACUGAGUUACUCUGUACACUCUGAAAUUGUAUUCAUGAUUGAUUGCUACUGAUCAGUAAAUGUUUAUCAUAAUGAGGAAAGUUUAAUCAGUGCAUACUUGAGGCCUACAGGGUCUUAAAUUGUUUUUAUGGGAAUGGAAGAGAAAAACCAUUGUCCAGAUCGUGUAUAUUACUUAGCUAUUAAGCCUUUUCUAUUUUUAUAGAGGUUUUAUAAUAUUGCGUAAAUUAUUUCUCUGAAUUAAAAAAGACGAUUGUUUAAUAAUCACUCAAAAGAUUCAACAGUAUUUUGUAGAAUCCUGAUGUGAAGUUUUGUGAAUACAUUCACAGAUUGUUAAAGCAACAGGCAUGUGGCCCUUUUUAGCUAAGUGUUGUAUAUUUGUCUUUGUCCAACACUCAAAAAUUGUAUGGAACUCUUCAUGUGUUGUCCCUGGGGUGCUGAUGUCUCUGAAGCUGUUCCAGUGUUAAGUUUAAGUUAUUGUACCUUGGAAACACUCUGUCUCCAGAACUUAUGUUUACUCCUAUACAGAAUGACAAGAAAGCGUGUUUCUGUAGUCUGACAGUUGUGACGCGUUUCUGUAAAGCAGGAAUAUUUCUUAAAAUGCGGUCAUUGCAAUUAAUGGACUUGGUUGAUUCACUUAUGGUAACCACGUCACAUACAGUGCCCUCCAAAAUACUGGAACAGUGAAGUCAACGUUUACUGUGUGUAUAUGCAAGCAAUUUCAAUUAAGGUACAAAUGUGGAGAGCAGAAUGUUACCUUUUUUCCUCAGUAUUUCUAUUCAUGAACUGAUAGCUGCAGAAAAGCUUGACAAAGCCUUGUCAUAUGAAGACUGACUUCAUAUGCUGCCAAUUGUACCCCCCCCCACCCCGUUCCUACUUAAAAAGGGGCUUCAAAAAAGCUUGCUUAGAAAUUCAAAGAUGUAAAAGGUAACAUGAUGCUUUUCACAUUUCUUUAUGUAUUUUAAGCUAACUUUAUAAAUUACAGUUGGUAUUACCACAUGAUCCCCUUACUGUAUGAUGUCUAUGUGAGGAUUUGUGUAGUUAUUGUGUAGGUCCUACCAAAAUCUUUACUAAGAUAAUGAGUAUUAUUGAAUAUUGACUAACACUUUGGUUCACAGUAUAACUCCUGGGAAAAUGAUCAUAUUCUUAAAAACUGUAAAAUCUGGUGAAUUUAGUUUUCAUAUGGUGGUAUUGUGUCUUUUACAUGAACUGCAAUAGCUUUAGUGCUGAACCCUGGUCUUGGAGCCCUCUUUCAGUGUUAGAUUCUGGUCCUGGGAAUCAGUCCCUGAUUUGUGCCUGUGUGAAACCAAUACACAUUCAUACAAAUGGUAAUCAAAGAAACUAGAAGAAACCAUAAGGGGUGUUCUAGCACAGUGCUGAUUUUUCUGAAUCCAAAGAUCCUUUGAAACUUGUCGACUCUGCCCAGUACUUGUUACUGGUAUGUACCUGUUAGAGAAAUCAUUUUUUGUUGUAACAUUCAUUUCUAUCAGGAGGGUUCUGUUUAUGUAGAUCUGCUACGUUAGGCACCUUACAGAGAGCAGCUGCAUAUUGACAGUAAGGCAGAAUAAUUCCACUGAUGUGCCAAACAGUCCUAUACAAGCUGCUUGUGGAUCAUUUCGUCUUAAUAUUCUGCAACUUGAAUAUACACUCUGUAGCUCUGUUUCCAUUAUUUUAUUAUUAUUAUUAUUAUUAUUAUUGUAUCCACUUUUUCACCUUCAGGUAGGAAAUGUAACUCCACUGGUUUUGCCCAUUAUGGAAAUCUGUAUGGACAACUACAAAUAAGCUGCCUUUACAUUUAUAUAUUGCAUUAUCCCUCACGAUUUAGAGAUUAAGCACAAACUGAAAUCAUUGCAAGAGGUCUAGCGGAUCUUAAAAGCACAAAAAGAAUUUUGUCUGAAAUGACCUUUUUCGUCACCAUUUAAAAUGUGAAGAGCACUGAGCUGAAACGUAUCAGCUUACGUUUAAAUAUUGCUGAUGGCAAUUUCUUUUUCACCCUAUCUUAUUUUCAGAAGUAUACUGAAAUCCCCAACUACCUACUGAAAUAAACACUGUUGUUAUUUUAGCUGUGGUAGGCAGUCUUUGUCGUCUCUUGGUGUUGUUGGAUGUAAAUUCUCCCCUUAACUCCUUUUUGGCAUGUUGCUUGUGUCUCCUUCUUCCCACUUUCCUUCCUUCUUGUUCCCCUGUGUUGCAUUGAAUGUUGUCUGAAGUAGGUGAAUAUAUGUACCUGUGACCCCCUCCCCUUUCCCUCCCCCCAUGCAAAGAUAAUCAUUUCACAUGAUUUUCUGUUUCUUCCCCUCUCCUUUUUUUCUGUUGUGGCUUUAACCUAGUUUUGUUGUUCGUUAUUUGUUUUUUGUUGUUUUAUUCUAGAUAUCUUCGUGCCCGUUUGUUCAUCGUUUCCCUAGCAUGUCGAUGUGACGUCAAAAGUUCAUCGUCCAGUCCGUUGUCCUCUUCGCUUCUCUGACGCUUGAAAUUUUCACCCUUGACCUUUUUUUGUGUUAACUUUUGACGCUUAGUGAUUUACUUUUGUUUGUUUUCGUGUGUUCAUUUCUGUUUGUGCUGCCAAUAGAGGGCGCUAGAAAGACUGCUGUUAUAACUAAAAUGUAAAAAGUUUCAUGAAUAUUGUUCUGAGCAAAAAGAGUCUAUUUUUCUAGAACUUGCAAACAUAACCACUAGAUUGUGCAAAAAGCUUUUAAUUUUCAUCGUUUCGUUACCCAGUUAAGUUUUUUUUCUUUUCUUCUUUAGCAAAUUUUAUUUUUUGUCAUUUUAAUGCAGUCUUCCUAGUGCACUCAGUUUUACUCAUUUGUUUUCUUCUGAAAGCAGCCAAUCAAUUUAUAGAAUCACUUUGUGUGUGAGUGUGGGUGUGUUUUUUCCUCUUUCUCUCACUUGUUAGUUCUAAACCUUUUUUUAGGAUGUUUUGCAGUCACAUUUUGCUGAAACUGAGGAUAACCUUGUAAUUUUUGUGCUAGGUUAGUUGGCAUGAUGUAAUUUUGGGAGUUCCUAUUAACAGAGUGACAUUACAAUAGACACUUGAAUUGCCUUUUUUUUUUCUUUUCCAAUGUAUUGUGUCGAGCCACCACAGGCACAUAAUGUUUUUCAUUUUCUUAUUGUGUGAAAAUCAGGAUUAGUCUGAAAUAAAAAUGCAUAAAUUGAGCAGAAUUGAGUUUGUCACAGUUAGUUAAUAUAUUAAAGUAUGCAUGUUUUUUGUAACUGCACUGACAUCCUCAGCAAAAUGUGAUUCAGUUCUGUUUAAAAUCAAAAUUAUAAAAUGAAUAAAAUGGUGCCAAAAGUUUUGCAUGUUGCUGUUGGUCACACUUUCUGUAUUUUUGUUUUUCAUGACGUUUGCUUCCACUGUGGUCCCGUUUUAAUCAUUGGUGAUUGGUACACGUCUCAAUGUGUUGAGACCACGUUUGAAAGUGAGCCUUUUCCUUUUUCUUUUCUUUCUAGAUGGAUUCUGGUAUCAUGGCUUUAUACUGACUUUACAAAUCCACUCUGUCUUAGCUCAGUCUAAGUACUCGUGCCUAUGAAAGCAAAUUUAAGCUGUUUAGUGAUUUAGCCAUUUUUGUGACAACAGUGUGGGAACUGUUUGGUUGGCAGAAAGCAUCCAAAGUAACUUUUUCAACUUUUCCAGCUCUGUUAUUGGCUCUUGUCAUAGUCUGACCACAGCUCUCUCUCUCCCAGCACUGCCUUUAGUGUAUCUCUCGUUUGAGAAGUGCCCUCUAAACCCCACCAUUUAAUUAGUGUUUGCCCUCUUGAUUUGUGCCCUGAAUGAGAGCUACAUUUGAUUUUCUUAUAUGAUCUCCUUCUGCAAAAUUUGGCACGCCCAUUUUUUUAUUAGACUUUCUUUUUUCCAACAGUAGAUUGCAAGCAAAAAAUGAUUACGGACUAAUUGGGUUUGAUGUUGAAAUUUUUUGGCAUUUUCUAUUUAGAUUUUAAGCUGCUGUUUGUGAGUUUAAAUGUACUCUGAAAAAAUUACCUGUGGGAUGUUUGUCAUUAUUGGUACAGAGUGAUUGUAUUUAAUAGUAAAAAAUUUGUACAGUUUUUGCCUUUUCUACUUCCAAGUUCUGUUUCACAAUGUGAAAUUUAAAUCCUAACACGUGGAGCCAUGUAGAACUUGCCACCAUGACCAAACAUAAGCCUGUACAAAUUAAGGACGUAAUUCUAUAAAGCAGCCUUCAAAUUGAAAUAAAAAGCUAAUUUUGUUUUGUUUUGUUUUCUUUUGUCAUUUAAGUUAUGGUUUUCAUUGGAAUUGUAGAGUGAGGAGUUCAUUAGAUGUCUAGAGGAGUGGCUUUUUUCUGAAUGUUUUCUGUUGAGGUUUAUUUAAAAUGUGAUGGUGGUUAAGAAUUUCAUGCUACUGUCUCCACAGAAAUAUAGCAACGUGCACACCCAGCAAGAAGUCAUUUUGUAGUUUAUCUUUGGUCGGGUUGUUUGUCUGAUUAAACAGAAAAGAUUCACA
Colossoma macropomum (tambaqui) is the source of this 8077-nucleotide messenger RNA. It is a transcript of the gene celf1, whose product is annotated as cugbp, Elav-like family member 1. The record is from RefSeq and is a predicted model, not a curated record. The transcript is spliced from 15 exons. Gene Ontology annotation, cellular component: ribonucleoprotein complex; cytoplasm; nucleus. Gene Ontology annotation, molecular function: mRNA 3'-UTR binding. NCBI's taxonomy places the organism in Eukaryota, Metazoa, Chordata, Actinopteri, Characiformes, Serrasalmidae. Gene Ontology annotation, biological process: mRNA splice site recognition; regulation of alternative mRNA splicing, via spliceosome. The coding region runs from base 341 to 1960 and encodes 539 amino acids.